AUGGGUGCUUCGUUGUGCUCAACAGCCCUUGACAGAAUUUCUCAGAUCGGCGGCCAGAUCUCUGGCAACCCUACCGCCGGCGGCCGCGACAGAAUCCUGGAGAAGCGCCCCGACGAUGUUGUCGUCACUGCUGCUUGCCGAAGCGCCUUCACCAAGGGUGGCAAGGGUGGCUUCAAGGACACCCAGGCCGCCGACAUCAUGGCUGGUGUUUUCAAGGCCGUCAUCGACCGAUCAAAGAUCAACCCCGCCCUCGUUGAGGAUAUCGCCGUCGGAACCGUCCUCGCCCCCGGCGGUGGUGCUACCGAGAUGCGCGCCGCCAGUUUGUUGGCCGGCUUCCCCGAGACCACUGCCGUCCGAACCCUCAACCGCCAGUGCUCAUCCGGUCUUCAGGCCUGCAUUGACGUUGCCAACCAGAUCAGGGCAGGCAUGAUUGACGUUGGUAUUGGUGCCGGCGUCGAGAGCAUGUCUCUGAACUAUGGUCCCUCUGCCGUCAGCGAAUUCUCCGAGGCUUUGGAGGCCAACGAGGAGUCAGCCAACUGCAAGGUUCCCAUGGGCGUUCUGUCCGAGGACAUGGCCAAGGACCUCAAGAUUGCUCGUGCCGACCAGGACAAGUUCGCCGCCUCCUCGUACCAGAAGGCCGUCAAGGCCCAGAAGGAGGGUCUCUUCAACGACGAGAUCGUUCCCCUCAAGGUCAAGUUCGAGGACCCCAAGUCCGGCGAGACCAAGGAAAUCACCGUCGCCCGCGACGACGGCGUCCGCGACGGCAUCACGGCCGAGUCCCUCGCCAAGAUCAAGCCUGCCUUCGCCGCCGACGGCAGCAUCCACGCCGGUAAUGCCUCCCAGAUCUCCGACGGCGCCGCCGCCGUCCUCCUCAUGAAACGAUCCACCGCCGAGAAGCUCGGCCAGACCAUCAUCGGCAAGUACGUCGCCGGAGCCGUCGUCGGCGUCAAGCCGCUGCUCAUGGGCCAGGGUCCCUGGAAGGCCAUCCCCAAGGCCCUCGACCUCGCCGGCAUCUCCAAGGACGAUGUCGACAUCUACGAGAUCAACGAGGCCUUUGCCAGUCAGUGCCUCUGGUGCGCCAAUGAGCUCCAGAUCCCCCACGAAAAGAUCAACCCCAAGGGCGGUGCCAUUGCUUUUGGCCACCCUCUGGGCUGCACCGGUGCCCGCCAGGUUUCUACCCUCCUUUACGAGCUGAAGCGAACGGGCAAGAAGGUCGGCAGCACUAGCAUGUGUGUCGGCACUGGUAUGGGCAUGGCCGCCGUCUGGGUCGCCGAGUAA
Messenger RNA from Metarhizium brunneum ARSEF 3297, 1278 nucleotides. NCBI's taxonomy places the organism in Eukaryota, Fungi, Ascomycota, Sordariomycetes, Hypocreales, Clavicipitaceae. The record is from RefSeq and is a predicted model, not a curated record.